This is a messenger RNA of Plasmopara halstedii, 294 nucleotides long. RefSeq lists its product as uncharacterized. The record is from RefSeq and is a predicted model, not a curated record. The transcript is spliced from 2 exons. Lineage: Eukaryota; Oomycota; Peronosporomycetes; Peronosporales; Peronosporaceae. The coding region runs from base 1 to 294 and encodes 97 amino acids.
AUGUUGAUCAAAAAGUCAGAAGAUAUGGAAGUGAAAGGCAAUGUGACAGCGAGGACAGCGCUACAACAAGCCGCAGAGACAGUGACACAAGCUUGGAUGCAGAUUUUCGAGCAGCAGCCGACACGUUUUGGCUUCUCGGAACACUGGAAGAUGCAGGAUGGUAUCGUACAAAAUGACAUUGAGGAGAUAAAAAAUGCGAUUUUUUGGUCGAGAGAAAUUGAAAACGACAUGAAAAGAGUCAAGGGACGAGCAAAAGAGAGACAGGAAGAAGAUGCUGCGUUGCUUGAGCAAUAG